GAGUCGCGGGCCUGCUUUGCUCGCAUCCGGACGUCCGUCCCUGCGUGCCCAUCGCUGGCCCUGCCUUGCUCCUCUGCUGCCGAUUUGACUUUUCUCGCCCUCGCUCGUUGCCCUCGCUCCACUCUCGCCUCGUCCGUUUGCGCCAUCGACGCUCGUUCGCGACAAGGAUCGAGCCCCGUCGAUCCGCGCAGCAGCAGCAAACUUCAUCAGCAAACAGAGGUCGAGGUCGAGGUCGAGCUCGAGUAAGCCGAGGGGCAGGGGCAGGGGCGCGGGGAGUGGGAUACCAAUGGAGAAGGAGGCGAAGAUCUACGUGGCCGGGCACCGGGGCCUGGUGGGGGCGGCCAUCGUGCGCGCGCUGCAGCGCCAGGGGUACGAGAACCUGGUGCUGCGAACGCACAAGGAGCUGGACCUGACGAGGCAGGCGGAGGUGGAGAAGUUCUUCGAGGACGAGAGGCCGGCGUACGCCAUCGUGGCAGCGGCCAAGGUGGGCGGAAUCCACGCCAACAACACGUACCCGGCGGAUUUCAUCGGCGUGAAUCUGCAGAUUCAGACCAAUGUGAUCGACGCGGCGUACAAGAGCGGCGUGCGCAAGCUGCUCUUCCUCGGCUCGUCCUGCAUCUACCCGAAGGAGGCGCCGCAGCCGAUCCAGGAGGAGUCGCUGCUGACGGGGCCGCUCGAGCCCACGAACGAGUGGUACGCCGUGGCCAAGAUCGCCGGCAUCAAGAUGUGCCAGGCCUACCGCCUGCAGUACCACUGGGAUGCCAUCAGCGGCAUGCCCACCAACAUGUACGGGCCGCACGACAAUUUCCACCCGGAGAAUUCGCAUGUGCUCCCGGCUCUGAUCCGGCGCUUCCACGAGGCCAAGAAGAGCAACGCGCCCGAGGUCGUCGUCUGGGGCACCGGCUCGCCCUUCCGCGAGUUCUUGCACGCGGACGACCUCGCGGACGCCACGCUCUUCUUGAUGGAGAAUUACAGCGACGUGCCGCACAUCAACAUCGGCAGCGGCCACGAGAUCACCAUCAAGCAGCUCGCGGAGAUGGUGAAGGAGGUCGUCGGGUUCCAGGGCGAGCUCAAGUGGGAUCCGUCCAAGCCCGACGGCACGCCCCGCAAGCUCAUGGACAGCUCGAAAUUGGCCAGUCUCGGCUGGGAGCCCAAGAUCCCGUUCAAACAGGGACUGACAGAAACUUACAAGUGGUACGUAGAAAACUACGAUGCCUAGAGCCGCGCGGACGGUCCCCCAUGUCGCCACUCUAUCCGCAAUCAUUGAUUGAUUGAUUGAUUGAUUGAUUGAUUAUAUACAAAUUGAUGCACAAUUGCGUGCGUUUUUACAAACUAGGAUUCGGUCAGUUUUAGGCAGCAGCGCAGAUAAGGACGAAGUAGGUUUUUGAUAGACGGGCUCGAGUGCUCCAUAGCCGGAGAUUAGCAGCAGCAUUGCCAUAACAUUCUUGCGGAACCCCCACCCCUGCCUUGGACAGGGGAUCGCCCUGCAACCCAAGUCUUGGACUUUCUUCCAACUCAUUAUUAAAGAUUAGCCCCAAUUUUUUGCCGCGG
Molecule: messenger RNA, 1551 nt
Organism: Marchantia polymorpha subsp. ruderalis
Lineage: Eukaryota; Viridiplantae; Streptophyta; Marchantiopsida; Marchantiales; Marchantiaceae
Source: the annotation of a GenBank genome assembly